AUCCGCUUAAAGCGUGCGAGGAGAAGGAAAGACGUUGAUAAGAGAUGCCAUUAGACUCUAUUCGAAAACAAGUUCUUUGCCGCCUUACACUGAACCCAGUUCACUCUCAUUUUUUCCCUCUCCAACCGGCGGCGAUUAACAUGCUCAGUUGCAUUCCACGAGUCCAACGAUUCUUCGCAAUGAGCAGCACAGAGGUUGCGGUGUCUACAUUUUUAUCCUUGACUUCAUCUGGAUCAAAACAAAAGCAAGGAUCAACCGCAGCAUCUGGGGCUGAUACAAAACCAAAGAAGAAGAUCUGUUGUGCUUGCCCCAACACUAAAAAGCUCAGGGAUGAAUGCAUUGUGGAGCAUGGUGAAGCUGCUUGCACAAAAUGGAUUGAAGCUCAUCGUGCAUGCCUCCGUGCGGAGGGCUUCAAUGUUUGAAGUUGUGUUGGACAGAUAGAACAUAGAAAUUCAACAUUCUUGCUUAGAUUGUAUUUUAAACUUCUUAAUUCAGGGCUCUAUUUUGCCAGAA
Nelumbo nucifera (sacred lotus) is the source of this 513-nucleotide messenger RNA. RefSeq lists its product as uncharacterized. NCBI's taxonomy places the organism in Eukaryota, Viridiplantae, Streptophyta, Magnoliopsida, Proteales, Nelumbonaceae. The record is from RefSeq and is a predicted model, not a curated record. Gene Ontology annotation, molecular function: copper chaperone activity; copper ion binding. Gene Ontology annotation, cellular component: mitochondrial intermembrane space.